Molecule: messenger RNA, 7933 nt
Organism: Hyla sarda
Lineage: Eukaryota; Metazoa; Chordata; Amphibia; Anura; Hylidae
Product: vascular endothelial growth factor receptor kdr-like
Exons: 30
Coding region: 392-4369 (1325 amino acids)
Biological process (GO): multicellular organism development; positive regulation of kinase activity; cell surface receptor protein tyrosine kinase signaling pathway
Cellular component (GO): signaling receptor complex
Molecular function (GO): ATP binding; transmembrane receptor protein tyrosine kinase activity
Source: RefSeq, a predicted model, not a curated record
AAGAAUCUGAGCUUGUAGCAAACAUCCCAGCACCAGACAGCAGAGGACAGGCAGGAUCUCCUGCACACUGGCCAUAUACUGCCUCUCUAUCAGCCCAGUGUAUAGUGUCAGCAUUCAGCCUCAAGGCCAGGGGGGUGGCAGCUGGAAAGAGAAAACUUUGUUGAGAGCUACAGGGGGAAAAGUUUUGGAGCUGCAGUGUGUGUGAUCUCUGCUCCAUACAACACCUGCAGGCAGAGACACAAGCAAGUCUGGAUCAUGAGCUCUGUGAACAGCUCCAGUCUAUAGGACCUUCCUGCUGUGACCACUGGUAUCCCAGGGAUUACUGCAUGCUGAGCCCUUGAUAUUUAUGGACCUCUUCCCUGCUGACUCUGUAUGAUCAUCACUUGUCAUCAUGCUCACCCUGCACUCUGUGGCUCUGGCUAUUAUCUUGUUCCAAGGAUUCCAGUGCAACUCAGAGCAUCACGGAGAAAGUGAAAUAUUAUCAAAGCUUGAGCUAAGCCCGGCCACGGAUUAUCUGGAGAUCAAAAUAAGGCGAAACAUAACCUUAACCUGCAGGGGAACUGGAUCCAUGACAUGGUAUUGGGAACAUAUACCAUAUUAUAAACAUAGCAGAAUGGAGGAAAAAUCUGAGAAGUGUUCAGAACCAGAUCAGAGUCACCUCAUCUGUAGCUACUUAACACUCACCAAAGCCCAAGUGAAUGACACUGGAUACAUAAGCUGUCGCUAUAAACAUCAAAACAAAAGGAAUCUGCGGCUACAGGCUAAAAUAUAUCUGUAUGUAAAAGAUAUUAAUCAACCAUUCCUUGAAAUGAACAAUCGUAUCCCCGGUAUUGCAUAUAUGGAUGUUAAGGCGAAAGAGCUUUUCGUUCCUUGCCGUGUCAGCUCACCAAAAUUUAAAGUCACCUUACAUUAUUUUCAAAAUAAAGCUAAAAUAUAUCAACGUGGAAUGGAGUGGGACCCUAAGAUCGGUUUUACAAUACCAUCACCUCACCACAGUCUUUAUGAAAUUUUACAAUGUGAAACUGAGGUCAAAGGAAAACAUUAUUACACCAUGUUCUGGAAGGAAAACAUAGUUCAAAGUAAGACAGAAAUUACCAAUGUGGAAGCAGAGAGGACCACUCUGUUAGCUGGGGAAACACUUCAUUUAACCUGCACUGGAGAAGCCCCCUAUAAUUCCAGGGUGAUUUUGGAUUGGGUACAUGAUAAAAAGGUUCUGAACUCUGUGAAAAAAAUAUAUGAUACAGGAAGUGGCUACAUGGGAGACAGAAUUCUGGAAAUAAAAAAUGUGACAAAGAAGCACAGUGGAAUUUACUUUUGCAUGGAUGCCAACUUUCCAAAUGUUGCCAAUAAUAUUUCGAUAACAGUUUACGAAAAGCCAUUCUUGAAAAUUAAUGGUUCACCUGAAAACUCUCAGGUACAUGUAGCAUUGGAAGGCAUUGAACUGAAAUUGUCUGUUAAAGUUAAAGCAUUUCCACCGCCACAAAGUGUCUGGUUCAAGGAUGGAAAACUAAUAGAAAAGAACAGCACCUGUUACAGAACCAACCCAGAAAAGCACAGCUUGGUUAUAAGAAAUCUAAAGGAGAAUGAUGCAGGGAUUUACACUUUACUGGUCUUCAUUAGUCAACAUAAUCUGCAAGACAAAUAUAACUUCACAGUGAAGGUCCAUGUCAAGCCUAAAAUUUUGGAGAAAGAGACAGACUUCUACAUGGUGGAACCAGUUCUUCUUGGAGAGUCCCGCCGCUUCCAGUGCACUGCCUAUGGAAAUCCUCUACCCUCUAUUACCUGGGAAUGGCAGCCAUGUCUAUAUUCAAGUACAACGUGCGAAGUGGAUCCCAGGGUGAAAAGGAUUCCUAUUUCAUCUUAUAAAAAAGACAACAAUGAUAAUGAUACACGACCUCUUAUUGAAGAAGUUCAAGUGACACAAGAAGAGAAUAAUAGGGUUGUGAGCAGUCUAAUAACCUCCUGUAACAGCAACCAGUCAGGAAUUUUCUUCUGCAUAGCAAAAAACAAUGAUGGGAUGGAUGAGCGAUUUAUGCAUUUCAUUCUAUCAGAGGUCAAAUCAGGGGUAAUGACUAAAGAAGAGACAACAGUUUUGGUUGGUAAAAACAUCAGCCUUGACUGCAGUGCAGAAAAAUAUCUUUUUACAAAUCUGACAUGGUUCUAUCCAUCUGGAAAAGCGGUGCCUACAGACCUGGUUGAGUUCUACCACAAAAAACAUACUACUCAUCUCUCUCUGCUUUUAAGAAAUGUGACCAAAGAAGAGGCUGGACAAUACAACUGCUCAGCUGAGAAUCAAUACACAGAGGAGAUAGUUCACAGGACAAACAACCUAAUAGUUCUAGACAAGGAGGCUCCAUGGGUGGUGCACUACCUUGAAAAUACAAUAGUAAACAGCAGUAGCACACUUUUGCUGGAUUGUACAGUAAAUGGGAGUCCUUCACCCACGAUUUCUUGGCUGAAGAAUGGUUAUGAGAUUAAACAAGCUUCAGGAAUAACUUUGCAUUCCAAUAACAGCCUGAUGAUUGAGAGAGUGAAAAAAGAUGAUGAAGGCUUGUACGAGUGUCAUGCACACAAUGAAAUGGGACAUACCAACACUUCUGCCUACAUCACUAUUAGAGGUGGAGAAGAAAAAUCUAACAUAGAAGUAAUCAUCCUUGUAUGCACAGGUGUUGCAGCUACUUUAUUUUGGCUUCUCCUUACCCUCUUUAUACGGAAACUAAAAAAGCCACAUGCAUCAGAAAUUAAAACAGGUUACCUGUCCAUCAUUAUGGAUCCUGAUGAGAUGCCACUGGAUGAGCAAUGUGAUAGGUUGCCCUAUGACAGCAGCAAGUGGGAAUUUCCUCGAGAUAGGCUUAGUCUUGGUAAAACGCUGGGUCAUGGUGCUUUCGGCAAGGUGGUGGAAGCUUCUGCUUUUGGCAUUGAUAAAAGUUCUACGUGCAAAACAGUUGCUGUUAAGAUGCUUAAAGAGUGUGCAACAAACAACGAAUGCAAAGCUUUAAUGUCCGAACUGAAAAUCCUUAUCCAUAUUGGCCAUCAUUUGAAUGUUGUUAAUCUACUAGGCGCUUGCACCAAAGCGGGAGGACCUUUGAUGGUUAUUGUGGAAUAUUGCAAGCAUGGAAACUUGUCGAAUUAUUUACGAAGCAAACGGGGAGAUUUUAUAGCUUACAAGUCCCAAGAAGCCGAGAAGACAGCAGAUGACUCCAACAGUGACCACUCCGACUUAAUAAAGAGGAGGUUGGAAAGCGUGGCCAGUACUGGCAGCUCCGCCAGCUCAGGAUUCAUAGAAGACAAAAGUUACAGUGACUCAGAGGAGGAAGAAGAAGAUCCUGAAGAUGUGAGCAAGAGGCAGCUAACAAUGGAAGAUCUGAUUUGUUACAGCUUCCAGGUGGCAAAGGGCAUGGAGUUCCUGGCCUCAAGAAAAUGUAUUCAUCGUGACUUGGCAGCCAGGAACAUCCUAUUGUCUGAAAAUAAUGUAGUGAAGAUCUGCGAUUUUGGUCUAGCUCGUGAUAUAUACAAAGAUCCAGAUUAUGUGCGCAAAGGAGAUGCACGGUUACCUCUUAAGUGGAUGGCACCUGAAGCUAUAUUUGAUAAGAUCUACACCACUCAGAGUGAUGUGUGGUCCUUUGGUGUGCUAUUAUGGGAGAUAUUUUCACUGGGUGCUUCUCCAUACCCUGGUGUACAGAUUGAUGAAGAUUUCUGUUGCAGACUAAAGGAAGGAACUCGCAUGAGAUCACCAGAAUACUGUACUCCUGAAAUGUAUCAGACAAUGCUGGAUUGCUGGCAAGGAGUCCCAACAGACCGACCAACCUUUACAGAUCUAGUGGAACGCUUAGGAGAUCUUCUUCAGGCCAAUGUUCAGCAGGAGGGAAAAGACUAUAUUCCUCUGAACACUGCUUUACGCAUUGAUGGCGAUAUGAGUGUAAAACCUGGAAUUGAGGAACAAAACAUAAGACAUUCCAUAACACGAUGGAGCACAUUGGAGGCUGGAAACAACAACAAGAACCGACCGCUGAGUGUGAAGACAUUUGACGAGGUGCCAGUGGGAAAGGACAAAGUACUCAGUGAGGAGAGUGAAUCUGACAGCGGUAUGGUGCUUUCUUCAGUGGAAAUGAAGUAUCUCAAGCGACAAGAGACCAGAUCGUGGCCUUUCGGAAUAAUUGCUAAUGCGAUGAAAGCAGUAAGCAAAAGCAAGGAGUCGGUAUUGGGGGAGAAUGAAAGAAAUCAUGUAAAGUACCAGCCAACUUCCCAAAUAGAAGAAGACCUCACACUCGAAGACCUUGUCCUUAUGCCCAUGGAUCUUAACCUUGAGUGUCACAGCCCACCUCCAGAUUAUAACUCUGUCAUUCAUUAUUCAACCCCUCCAGUGUAGCACCAGGGACCACGACCAAAGUAAUGCUGGUCCGACUAACAGCUUGUUCAGUAAUGCAGCCGUCUUUUAUAGACAUUUAACAGAUCCAUGACUGUUUCAUCAGUCCAUAGGAAUAUCAUAUCAAGUAGCAUUGCGUUUUACUGUGACACAAGGAGAAUCUAUGGAGAGUGGAAUAACUUUGAAAGCCUAUAUCACUGAGAAACCAGCACCAUAUGGACAACCUAUUAGAGCACAAGAGUUAAGUACUUGUGUAGGAUCAAGAUUUAUACCCACCUGUAAUCCUGGUAUUGGAUUACUGUUCUCAUGUGCAUUAUUUGGGACAUAUCGACCAGACUUUAACUAUAUUUUGCAAGGAUGUUUGAGCGUAAACCCAAGUUAGGCUUUCUUCUUGGGUAAACUGUAAGUGUACUGUAAAACCAAAGCAACAGGCUUUUUAUUGGUAAGGGGAUGACUUAUUAUUUUCAAGCACAAGUGGCAUGUAGGAAAUCGAUGAUGAAAAUUGUAGCUCCUAGGUCCCAAUGCAAUGCCUGUAACAUUUCCUCCUCUACCAUGUGCUACUUGUAAUUCUAGUGAUUACUUAUUUGGCAGUGGGGUGAAUGAGGCCCCUCAGGCAGCAGUGCUACCUCCGCAUCCCUAUAACAGUGUCCUUGUAGGAAACUUAUUGUACACAUUGAUAAAUGUUGUCUGAGCCAAGUGUUUUGUUACAGACUGCUGGAUUUCUGUGAUAUCAUAGGUAUCAGUGUCUGUUUCUGGGUCCAUGUUUGCUCAUAUUGCCUUCAGAAAUCUAAUUUAAUUUUGAAAAGAAAUAUUCCCCUUUUAUAUUUGUAUGAAGCUUAGUUUUUGGGGCCCAUCAAAUGCUUGCUAUCAUAGCUUUUCAUUACACCUAUUCUUUUUAGUAUGGAGGAGUUAAGAAUUAUGUGCAUCCCAUUUCCUACAAAACCCUAGCUGCCGGACCUAAACUUAUCGUUGAUGGGACAUCCUAUUUCCUUGUCAAAAAAGUUAAAGGGGCUGUAUAUUUUACACAGUUCUUUUUUGUUGGUAGGUUUCCUAGAAAAUAAGCUGAAUACAUGAUUUUCCUCUAUUGGGACCACCACAUGAUCUAAUGUAAUCUAAAAGGAACCUGUCAGCAAGUGUUAAAUUUCCAAUGUGGCACUACCACAGAAAUAAAGUGUUGCACAAUGCCCUUUUACAUCAGUGGGUUGUUUGUGUACUCCAUGGAUGUGCUGAGGCCUCCAGAAUAAGCAGUGCUCUUUGUAACACCUCUGUUAACACAGAAUUCCCAGAUAGGGAAUAGGAAAUAGGUUUUCUAAACCAACCCCCCUCCUUUAUUUAUGGCAAAACCUCUUUAAUGUAACCUGAAGGAGUUGGGUUACCAUCAGAUGUUAUGCAGCAAAAAAGAAACCAUUGCUCUUUGUAACUUGUGUAUUUUAGCUCUCAAGACAACUCAGGCGACCAGGAACACUAUUUGGUGCUUUUCUGCUGUUUUACAUUGAUUUGUUGUAUCUGAUAGAAUAAUAUGUUGCCUUAAAGUAUUAUAAGUGGCUCUGUAUAUUAACUAAUAUUCUCUGGUCUUUUGUCUCUAAUUUAAUUAUUCCCCCAUCCCCCAUGUGAAAUGUACAGUAUAAAGUUUAUAUAGCAAAGAUUAUUUAGUCUAACCUUCCGGUUAUAUGCGAGAUCACAAUUGCAGGCUUAUUCUUUGUGCCUGCAGGGCAAGGCCUGAUUCUCUUUUUAUUUACAUUAAAAUUAGGUUUCUGCUUGAUAACACACACUAGCUUUAUGCUAUAUUCUAUUAUAACAAACUGCCUUCACCAUAUAUCAGUAUAGGAAAAUAAACUGCUCGAGGCCAAGGAGAUUCCCUGCCUUGCACAGAGAUUUGCUUAUGGUUUGUGAAUCGUAACCACUGUAUGUCAUAAAAUGUAACAUUAUUUUGUGAAAUGUUAAACUCUUUUAGAUAUGUCAAAAAUACUUUUUAUUGCAUUGUUAAAUCCAGGAUUAGGACUGUGUGUAGUUUAGCAGAUUAAACUCCAACCAGAAAUCCUAGGCACUGAAUUGAAACAUAUGAUCAAAGAAGUGGGUCAAUGCUUAUGCCAUGUUAUUUUCCAGUCCUUCUUACAUUUUUCAGUAUUUCUUUUACCCCAUAUAUGUUUCUUGCACAUGACAUAUACACUUUUGAUGAUGUCCUUAUGUUAGGUGUAAAUCAAAGAGCAUACAUUAUUAAACAUAAAUUAAACAGUAUAAUUCACACUUAGAACUUACCUUCUGGAUGUUCUAGAAACUGAAGAUCUAAAAAUAAAGAUUCUAUUGCUAUACCAAAAGAAGUUAAAAUUAAAAUAAUAAUAAUAUCUGAAAUUGUAAAAAAAAAUUUUGUUUUUUUUACAAAAAUAUUUGUCCAUGGUUUAAGCCUGGUAUUUCAGUUCUACGCCAUUUACCCAAUUAAGGAUGAGAAUGGUUGAACCUCUCCAUGAGGUGAAUUUGAACCAUGGGGGGGGGGGGGGGCAGAUUUUAUAUAUUAACACUGCAACAUUUCCAUUUAAAGUGCAUGCUUGUUUCUUUUACAUUGAAAUAAAUGUGUUAAAGUGCUGUGUUACAUGUCCGUGGAACAAAAAAACAUUUUACUCCGGCGCCAACUGCCCAUAAAGAUGAGGAUGCAGCGUUGGUAAAAUAUAAUAUAUUUUAUUCCAAAUAGGUUUCGUGUCUGUCACCCUUUCCUUAUGUACAUUGUUCAUUGAGAAGGGGUCACAGACCCGAAACGCGUCUAUUUGAAGGUUAUUUGGAAUAAAAUAUAUUAUAUUUUACCAACGCUCCAUCCUCAUCUUUCUGGGUGGUUGGCGCCGGAGUUUUUUUUCUUCCACGGACCUGGAACACAGCACAUGGACACUGUAUCCCUCGGAUUCAGAGACACCUGAAUCUGGUUGCUGGUCGGUUGGACUGCAUUAACGCAGCAAACGCUGUCAGAGGAAUUUGUGUCCCUGUACACAACGAAAGAAGGUGAGCACCAUUUCACUCACCGUUUUCAUAUUCACUUUGCACACCUUUGCAAGAAUAUGCUUCCCUAUGAGAAGCUCUGCUUUUUUUUUAUCUCUUUAGCUUUAUCCACAUUUAAAUGAAUGGGAGUGGUGGUAUAAUGUAGGUAAAACUGUGGACCAGGCUUUUCUAAAGAUUUGCGGCUGCCAUGUCCUACUAGUUCAUAAUCUUAAUAAGGAGUAAAUGAUCUCAUAAUAAGCCUCUUUGUAGAUUAUUUCAGUAUGGAUUGGAUGACCAACAGGGAAUUACUCUUUAUACAUCAGUUAGAGGAAAAUAACUGGAAAUGGCAUUUAUUCACACAUGAGUUGGGAUUCUCCCCAGUGAUGCAUUUCCCAAAGAAGUUAAAGGAAAACGGUCACCUGUUCACCUGCACUAGAACCCAGAUACACCGGGUUAUAGUGCGGGUGAACAGGAUACCGAUGCGGGGUCUCGGACUGCUAUAGCUACCUGCAGUCUGGAGCCCCGAUCCCACGAAGGUCCCCCUCUUGCAGCACUGACUUACGCUUUGAGGUGGGCCCGUCGGCCGGAUUUAAAUAUUCA